Molecule: messenger RNA, 5329 nt
Organism: Sarcophilus harrisii (Tasmanian devil)
Lineage: Eukaryota; Metazoa; Chordata; Mammalia; Dasyuromorphia; Dasyuridae
Gene: OMA1
Product: OMA1 zinc metallopeptidase
Exons: 10
Coding region: 3510-5096 (528 amino acids)
Biological process (GO): protein quality control for misfolded or incompletely synthesized proteins; mitochondrial protein processing
Cellular component (GO): mitochondrial inner membrane
Molecular function (GO): metalloendopeptidase activity
Source: RefSeq, a predicted model, not a curated record
UUCCAGCUCCCUUCCAAGCUUGUGGUUGAGGACUUUCCUCCAUUUACCUGCCCCUUUUUUCUAUUUCCAGUAUCUACCACCUUUAUUCCUUUCCAGGGACUGCCUCUCCUGCUGGACAGUCUCCCCCCUCAUCUCUGUCUGCUAAGAUUUCUAGUUUCUUUGAAAACUCAGCUGGGAUAUACUUUCUUAGAAGAGAGGUUCUUUGGCUGUUUGGGGAAGCCUUUGGAUUCCUUCAGGUUCUGAAAAUAAUUGAAAGAAAUACUCAAUUUCAGCUAGAGUUUAAUGAAAAUAAAGGUCUAGUAUUUUUCUGAUCCAUGUUCUUAGAACCCUUUUAGGGUCAAUUGACCACAAAAUCCUUGUCCUUCAGGAAGACUAUGUGAAUUUCCUAGCUAUUAAUGUCUUUACCUCAGAAAUUAUUUUGAUUAUAUUAUAGAUGCAAUUUUCUAAGUCCUUAGACUGUUUUCCCUCAAAAGGAUGUAAGCUUCUUGAGGAUAGGAACUGUUUCGAUUGUGUAUUUAUAUCCCUCAAUGUAGCAUAGUACCAAAUAUGGUAAGUGCUUAAUAAAAUUAAAUAAGGGUUCUGAAGAAAACUGGAGAGGUCAGAGAAAGUGUAGUAUAUAAAUCACUUGUCAGCCCCUCCCAUUUCCUUUCCCAUAAAUAAAAUGUUUAUUUUGUCAUGUAAUUAUUUUUUUUAAUCUUAUAUAAGGAUUUCAAAAUUAUAAACUGGAAAAGUGGUAGCGAUACUUUUCAUCUUUCAGAUUUAACCCAGAAGGUGGCCUGUUAAGAUUUGAUUAGAUUCUCAAAGGAAUAUGUCAACUUAUGGGUGGGAAGAGAUUUAAAUUUUAAAAUAACAUUGUGAUGGUCAUUACAAAUACACAUCUCCUUUAAGAAUAGGAGAUUUAAGUAGUAAUAGCUUACAUUUAUCUACUUUUAAGGUUUGUAGGUCCUUAAAUCAUCUUGUUCUUUCAUUUUUACAGUGAUCCUGAGAAGUUGGUGCUAUUGUUACCCCUAUUUUACAGAUGAAAAAACAGUCCUUCAGAGGUUAAGUGACUUGCCUAAGAUCUCAAAGUGGAUGAGAAUCUGAGUUAGGAUUUCACAAAGCUCUUGUGUUUCUAGAUACACCUUGAUCCAUUGCACUUUCAUUCCCAGAAUCUGAUAGGCUGCUUUUUGGGAGGGAUAAGUAGGGUGACUAUUUGAAAACAAAAUAGGAACUUGAACCCUUCUCCCCAAAUAGGGAUAUUCUUCUGUUUUUUCUAUAGUCUUUUUUAGAAGUGGUUAGCAUAACAUAGGGCUUUCUUGUCUUGCUAUGGAGAUUCUUGUUUUUAGUCCUUUGUUUUGGAAGUGAUGGAUGCCUUCAUGAGGGAUGUCUUUAAUUUUCCUGAAUCAUAGUAGUCCAGUGGUGUGACAAAAGUCAGGAUGACUGGCGAUGGUUUGGGAUGCAAUGAUGAUUGAUGACCUUGCUUUCUGAUGGCUGACCGAGCUCUAAGUGCUCCACAGUGCCUGCUGCUUCAGCCUCCUUUGUGGCUGUCGGAACAAAUUGUCGCGUCUGCCCAUUCUGCCAGGGAAAGUCUUCAUGUGCUUGGGGUAUAUCCCCUAAUGCGACUGACGGGUCUUAGGUUUGUUGAUUACCUUCAGCCUUGUUUAGCUGAUGGCUUACCCAGAUGUGCUGGCUGUGGGUGCUAAAGGUUUUUGGAGUCACGGGUGAAAGUUGGGUGAAGGUGGACACCAAAGGUAAAUGAACAUCCCUGAAAAAGGGGCGGGUAAAGCCCUCACACCAGAAGUGCUGAACAUUCCACCUAAAUUAGGAAAUGAGGUUAUAUCUUGAUUGAAGUGACUGCUUGGUUUAGCCUGAUAAGAAAUCCAUAGAUACAUAGAGAAGGGGGUAGAUACAUAGAUCUGUGGAUAUUUAGGUAGAGCAUUUUUUUUUUUUUUAAGUUUUUGUCCUGUGUCAGAUUUUGUGUUUAGAGCUGGAAAUACAGAUAUAAGGGGGAAAAAAGAUAUUUUUCUGUCUUCCAGAAGCUUACAUUUUAACAGUAUGUCUGACUCCACAAAGGACCUAGUAGAGGGAUGGGAUAAGGUGGAAAAGUCUCGAAAGUCCCAGAACAGAGCUGAGAAGAUUGAUGGCCUGGGUUCUUCCUGCAGUACUGUUCCCUGGGAGGGCUUCCCCUUUCAGAAGAAGGCCAGGGCAGAGAUGCCUUCUUAGAAGAUGGAGCUGGAUGGAGCUUUUUUGUGGCUUUGGCCAGUUUUUAGCUUGUGCAUGUUACUGUGGGAAGUCUUCCCCCACAGUUGUAAGUGCAUGUUAGAACAUUGUAUUGUUAACAUUUAGGAUUAUCAUUUAGGUGAAUCUAUUAACAAUUAGAAAUAAAGGAUUACAAGUUUUGCUAUUUUUAAAAAAUCGUGCCCCUGCCUAGGGAAGUAACUAACAGUACUUUUUAAAAUUGUUUUUGGUGUACCAGACAUGGAGCUAGUGCUGGAAGCACAUGUAUAAAGAAUCCCUACUUGAGACGAAUGUCUUAGGGAGAAGGGGAUGGUCUUUUUGUCUCAUGGGAGAGAACUGUCCCUUUCUUCAUUGAAACAUCAGACUUUAUAUAGCAUAUGAACUCACUUCAAUACCUGGGACGCAGUUAGCUUCCAACUGUGCUUUCCCUAGCUCUCUAGCAGGCACUGAGAUCCUUGUUGCUAUCAGAUUAUCUUUAGUUUUGACAACUCACAUCGUGCUUUAAGAGAGUUCAUACAAUGUUUUCUUCUAAACCUUCUUUGGAGAUAGGAUCCAUGAUUUUGAGUAGAAGAUCACUUCCUUACAUUUUACAGGUGAAGAAAGAGGCCCAGGGAAGUCUCAUGACUCACUUAGCAGUUUCAGGCUUUGCUUCAAAGACAGUCUUCUCCUCAUGCUCUCAGAUGGGCUCUCAUGGGCCAUUUCAGUCUAGGAUCCCAUUUUUCACAUGAGAAAGUUGAAUCUCAGAGAGGCAACAUGACUUGACCGUAGCUAACUAGAUCUGGAGCUGGGACUUGAGAACCUCAUCUUCUCUUGUUAAGUCCAGCAUUCCCUAUCUUUACUGCAUUUGCAAAAAUUGUUUCCUAUUGUACCAAAUUCUAAUUAAUUUUUUUCAGUGAACAAAAAUCAGUUUUCCCCCACUCACCUCCUCCCCAAGCCAAACCUUGUUACAAAUAGUCAUGCAAAAUGACUGGUAGUACCCAAAAGAGGCACGAGUAUCCCAUUCUGCACCAAGCCCAUCAUCGUUCUGGCAGGAAAGAAGCCAGAACAACUCACAAAGGAGUCUGCUUAGGUGUAGAGGGGUGAUGACCUGCAUCAGUGGAAAGGCCUCUGAGAGAUGUGCAUCCUGAAGCAUUGACGGUGUCCAUGAAGCAUGUGGGAAAACAGACAGCUCCCUUGCCAUUCCUCUGGCCUCUGUAUCAUCCUCCUUCCUGAGCUCCUUUAGCAGGACUUCGUGUGACGUCACAUUUUGUUGUUUUGGCUGAUUGUUUCAGGAUAAUCAAGCAAAAGAAAAAAUGAACACCAUCUGUGGCCUACAGUCUGCUAGUAGAAACUGUGUUUCCUUUAGGUUAACUUCACUGACUGACUGGAAAAACUCUUUCAGAGCAUAUUGGUCUUUUCCUUCAAAGAGUCAUCAUCAGGUACUAGUUAACUGUGUGGGGGACAAAUGCCAAGGAAAAAGCCUGAGGAAGAACUGUAUGUCGAGAGGAAGUUCUCCCUUUGCUAGGACCUAUAAUAACAGCCAGAGAUGGCUUUUAAGUGGCCGGAGCAGAGAAACUUGGAAGAGUAUGAGCAGCUGCUCUGGGUGGCCCUACUUCUCUUGGAGGAAGGACUCAAUGGAGAGAGGUGCUGUCCUGUCUCUCUCAGCAUUUGAACCCAGGAAGUUGGUUCCUGUGAAAGGGAUGAAAGAUGUCCACAGUUUCCACACAUCAUCGAGGCUUCGGGCUGCACCUGUUCCUCUUCUCUGGAUUAUUCUUAAGCCAAUACAGAAACUUCUUGCAAUCAUUAUUGGCAGGGGCAUAAGAAAAUGGUGGCAGACCCUUCCUCCCAACAAGAAAGAGCUUUUUAAAGAAAGUGUAAAGAAGAAUAAAGGGAAGUUAUUCCUGGGCUUAAGUAGUUUGGGAGUAUUAUUUGUUGUCUUUUAUUUUACUCACCUGGAAGAGAGUCCUGUCACAGGACGGAAAAAGUUACUAGUGUUGGGGAAAGAACAAUUCAUGAUGUUAUCACAAAUGGAAUAUGAUACAUGGAUGGAAGAAUUUAAAAAUGACCUGCUGACUGAGAAAGAUCCCAGGUACCUGGCCGUGAAGAAAGUUUUACAGCAUCUGGUAGAAAGCAACAAAGACAUCCCGGGCAUCUCAGAGUUCAAAUGGAUUAUUCAUGUGGUAGAUAAGCCCAGCAUAAAUGCCUUUGUUCUUCCUAACGGGCAGGUGUUUGUUUUUACUGGGCUUCUCGAGGCUGUCACUGAUAUUCACCAGUUGACUUUCCUUUUGGGCCAUGAGAUCGCUCACGCGGUGCUUGGACAUGCUGCAGAGAAGGCCAGUCUGGUUCACUUGUGGGACUUCCUAGGCCUGAUUAUCCUCGCGAUGAUUUGGGCCGUCUGUCCUCGAGAUAGUUUGGCGGUUUUGGCUCAGUGGAUCCAGUCUAAACUGAAGGAGUAUGUAUUUGAUAGACCCUAUAGUCGCACCCUGGAGGUGGAAGCUGACAAAGUCGGGCUGCAGUUUGCCGCAAAGGCUUGUGUGGAUGUCAGAGCAAGCGCAGUGUUUUGGCAACAGCUGGAGUUUGCAGAUAAGAUUUUGGGGGACCCUAAGUUACCAGAAUGGCUGUCAACACAUCCCUCUCAUGAGAACCGAGCUGAGCACUUGAACCGACUUAUACCUCAGGCCAUUAAAAUCAGAGAGAGUUGUAACUGCCCACCGCUUUCUGGACCAGAUCCUCGGACGCUUUUCAGGCUUAGGGUGAAGCAUCUUAUGGAAGUGACAGAGGAAGAAGACCAAAACAUCACUGGAGCAUUAGUUAAAAAGCAUAAAUUGGACUCUCUUCUAAUUCAGAAAAAAGAGACAAUUCCAUUAACAUUUAUGGUUGACAAAAGAACUGGCAGUUGAUAUAAAUUUUAUGUGAGAGCCUGUAUGAAGAACAUAGCAAUAUUUGUUUUCAUAUAUCACUAUUUUAAAAAAAUCAGUAUAAAAUGAAAAAAAAGACUCUGCUAGUUUAAAUCAUGUGGACUCCUAGCAUUACUAAAAAUCCUUUAAUAGAUAUUGAAACUUUUGUUCCUGAAUCUUAAAAAUAUUUGAUUCUAUUUUUAAUACCUUCAAUAAAGAAAGCGUAUCUAAAGAUA